Molecule: messenger RNA, 3984 nt
Organism: Indicator indicator
Lineage: Eukaryota; Metazoa; Chordata; Aves; Piciformes; Indicatoridae
Gene: SYNRG
Product: synergin gamma
Exons: 23
Coding region: 1-3945 (1314 amino acids)
Cellular component (GO): clathrin coat of trans-Golgi network vesicle
Molecular function (GO): protein binding
Source: RefSeq, a predicted model, not a curated record
AUGGCGCUGCGGCCCGGACCCGGCGCGGGGGGCGCCGGCGGGGCGGCGGCGGGCGGGGCAGGAGCGGCGGCGGGGGCCGCCAGCUUCAUGUUUCCUGUCGGUGGUGGUUUAGGUCCUCCUCAAGCUGGGAUGAUCCCUAUGCAGCAGCAAGGCUUCCCCAUGGUUCCUGUCGUGCAGUCCAAUAUGCCAGGAAUGAUGGGAAUGAAUUAUGGAUCUCAGAUGCCCCCUGGACCCAUGGCCAUGCAGGGUGGCAUGGCCUUGGGGCCGAUGCCAGCGACCGGAAUGCCCUACAUGGGACAAGCUCCGUUCCUGGGAAUGCGCCCAGCAGCCCCACAGUACAGCCCUGACAUGCAGAAGCAGUUUGCAGAGGAGCAACAGAAGAGGUUUGAGCACCAGCAGAAGUUCUUAGAAGAGGAAAGAAAACGACGCCAGUUUGAAGAGCAGAAGCAAAAGCUGAGGCUCCUAAGCAGUGUGAAGCCUAAGACAGGUGAGAAAAGCAGGGAUGAUGCCUUGGAAGCCAUCAAAGGCAACCUAGAUGGUUUCUCCAGAGAUGCUAAAAUGCAUCCAACGCCAGCAGCGCAUCCCAAGAAGCCAGGCUCUGCCUUGGAGGAGAAAGUCUUAAAUAAUGGCUCAAAUGAAUCUGAACAAGAGCAAUCCAAACUUAAAGCAUCUGAAGUUGGGUACAAAGCCUCAGCUGCAAGCCAAGCUCAUCCCAGUGUAACCAACAGUGACUGGGGUGUUGUAGGUGGACAUGAAAGUGGUGCCAGUGCUGCUGAGGUGCACAAGGCUUCAGAACAAAACAUAGCAGUUGAAGAGUGUGGAGUUGCAGUCUUCCCUUCGCAGGACCCCAUGCAGCAAAUGAUGCCUCCCUGGAUUUACAACGAGAACCUGGUCCCAGAGCUGUACAAGAAGAUUUUAGAAACCACCUUGACUCCUGCUGGAAUAGACACAGCUAAACUCUACCCCAUACUGAUGUCUUCUGGAUUGCCCAGAGAGACCCUUGGACAGAUCUGGGCUUUGGCUAACCGUACCACCCCUGGGAAGCUGACCAAGGAAGAGCUCUAUGCUGUGCUGGCCAUGAUAGCAGUCACUCAGAGAGGAAUACCUGCAGUGAGUCCUGAUGUGCUGAACCAGUUCCCAGCUGCUCCUGUGCCCACCCUGAGCGGGUUUCCCAUGCCGCUGCCCACCCCAGUGAGCCAGCAGCCGCUGCUGCCCUCUGCACCACCUGGCCCCAUGCCCCUGAUGGGAAUGAGCAUCACAGCCCCUGGGGGCACAGCUGCAGCACAGCCUGCAGGAGGCUUCCUGCCACCCUACCCACCUGGCCAGGUAGUGAAAGCAGAAGAUGACGACUUCCAGGAGUUUCAAGAUGCUUCCAAGUCUGGCUCCCUGGAUGACUCUUUCGCUGACUUCCAGGGGGAUGUAUCUGGCUCCUCCAAAGCAGCCAGCUCACAGCAGCGGAGCAGUGUCCCUCCUUUGCUAAUGCCACUCCCAGGUAAUAAGGCACCCUCCACAACUGAUAAGUAUGCUGUGUUUAAAGGGAUUGCAGCUGAGUGGCCUUCGGAAAGCACAGCUACUUCAGCUACUUUUGGAGAUUCUGGAGACAAGUACAGUGCUUUCCGUGAGCUGGAGCAGCCCUCAGACACCAAACACUUAGGAGAUAGCCUUGCAGAGCCCAAGCCUGCGGGAGCCGAUGACGGCUUCACCGAUUUCAAAACCGCGGACAGUGUCUCCCCGCUAGAGCCACCUGCAAAAGACAAAACUUUCCCUGCACCCUUCCCUUCUCUGCCCCUUCAGUUGAAACAGCAAACACAAGCAAAGUCCUCUUUGAAUCUAGCAGACUUGGAUCUCUUUUCCUCUCCUGCAGAAAGCAAGCAGCCAUCCUUUCCCCCUGCGUUUCCUGCCUCAAAAUCAGGCUCCUUCCUUCCGCCACCCCUGCCAGCUGCCACUGCCCAGCCAGCACCCAGCAAGAACUCAAGCCUGACUGAUGACUUUGGAGAGUUCAGCCUGUUUGGGGCAUUUUCUAACUGCACAUCAGGCAGUGGACAGGAUGACUUUGCAGAUUUUAUGGCUUUCAACAACAGCAGUGGAUUCUCUGAGCAAAAAUCAGACGACAAAUACAAUGCACUCAAGCUAGAGGCUGCUCCUGUUUCUCAGCCUGCCUCAGCUGGCAGCACAGGGAAGGGUGGGCAGAGCUCUGCCACUGCUUCUACACCCACCAAAUAUGACAUCUUAAAACAGCUUUCUCUGGAGGGCUCUGGAGCAGUCUUUGAGGAGGCCAAGGACAGCGCCACCCUUUCUUCAGUGAAGAGUGAUGAAGACUUUGCUGACUUUCACUCUAGCAAGUUCUCUUCCACCUGCAACAGCGUGGACAAGUCCUUGGUGGAUAAGGUGGCAGCUUUCAAGCAGGCCAAAGAAGACUCUGCUUCAGUCAAGUCUCUGGAUCUCCCUUCCAUUGGUGGCAGCAGCAUGGGCAAGGAGGAUUCUGAAGACGCCCUGUCUGUGCAGUUUGACAUGAAACUGGCUGAUGUGGGAGGAGAUCUUAAACAUGUCAUGUCUGAUAGCUCUUUGGAUCUGCCAACUGUUAGUGGCCAGCAUCCACCAGCAGCAGAUAUAGAUGACUUAAAAUGUGCCCCAUUUGGAAGCUAUAACAGUGGGUCUGCAGUCAGCAGCCUGGCAAGCUAUGACUGGUCCAACAAAGAAGACAUUCAGCAGGGCAAGAAGCUCUCCUCCUUUGUCCAGUCCUCGGGAAGUGGAUCCUCUGCAGCUACCUCUGUCCUUCAGAAGAAGGAGACCUUGUUUGGCAGUUCAGAAAACAUUACCAUGACAACAGUUUCCAAAGUGACAACCUUUGCUAGUGAGGAUGCUUUGCAGGAUGUUUCCUUUGCAGCAUUUGCAAACUUUAAAGACUCUGGCCCAGCAGGUCCCAGUGAGGAUGACACCGGAGGCUUUGGGGACUUCACCAGCCCUGCAGCAGGAGCGCAGGAGGCAGCACCAGCCCACCCGAGGCAGGAGGCAGAUUUCCUGCCCAGUGGGCUCUCUUCUGAACUGCAGAGAGAGUCCACAGAUUAUUUUGGAGAGUUCCAGGGUGAAAAGCCAAAAAUCAGCAAGUUUGACUUCUUGGUGGCAACCUCCCAAGGCAAGGUGAAAUCGAGUGAGGAGAUGAUCAGGAGCGAGCUGGCCACCUUUGACCUGUCUGUGCAAGGGUCUCACAAAAGGAGCUUAAGCCUGGGUGACCGAGAGCUGAGCCGCUCCUCACCGCUGCCCGUGCUGGAGCAGCCCUUCCGGGACCGCUCCAACACCCUCAGCGAGAAGCCUGCUUUGCCUGUCAUCAGAGACAAGUACAAAGACCUGACUGGGGAGGUGGAGGAAAGUGAGAGGUAUGCCUAUGAAUGGCAAAGAUGCUUGGAGAGUGCCCUGCAGGUCAUAAAGAAAGCCAACGACACCUUGAACGGGAUCAGCAGUUCCUCGGUCUGCACGGAGGUGAUCCAGUCUGCCCAGGGCAUGGAGUAUCUGCUGGGGGUUGUGGAAGUCUACAGGGUAACCAAGAGAGUUGAGCUGGGCAUCAAAGCCACAGCUGUCUGCAGUGAGAAGCUCCAGCAGCUGCUGAAGGAUAUCGACAAGGUCUGGAACAACCUCAUAAGCUUCAUGUCCUUGGCUGCUCUGACGCCAGAUGAAAACUCCCUGGAUUUCUCCUCUUGUAUGCUGCGUCCGGGGAUUAAAAACGCUCAAGAUCUUGCCUGUGGAGUGUGCCUCCUAAACGUGGACUCAAGAAGCAAAAAUGAAGAGAAACCUGUGGAAGAGCUUCCUAGCAAAGCCUUUAAUUCCGAAACAGACAACUUCAAGCUGGCAUACGGAGGGCACCAGUACCACGCCAGCUGUGCGAAUUUCUGGAUCAACUGUGUGGAGCCAAAGCCUCCAGGUCUCAUUUUGCCAGACCUGCUCUGAAAGCUGUUGCACUGAAGAUGGAGAAUUGGGUCUGGUAGU